Messenger RNA from Copidosoma floridanum, 3946 nucleotides. RefSeq names its product SH2B adapter-like protein Lnk (gene Lnk). Gene Ontology annotation, biological process: intracellular signal transduction. Gene Ontology annotation, molecular function: transmembrane receptor protein tyrosine kinase adaptor activity. NCBI's taxonomy places the organism in Eukaryota, Metazoa, Arthropoda, Insecta, Hymenoptera, Encyrtidae. The record is from RefSeq and is a predicted model, not a curated record. Gene Ontology annotation, cellular component: plasma membrane.
GCACAGCUCGUCGCAUGUUCGGAUUUCGACGCAAACAAGGACGUCGAGGAAGACGACCGGCCGCUCCCCAUCACUGCACAAGUAACACUAGCUGAUCAUCAUCAUCAUCAUCGGGAGGGAGAGAAAGAGGCUGCGUGGGCGCAGGUUAUCCCAGCCAUGCCUUUACCUUUAGUAGCUGGGCUCUGGAGGCCCUUCAUACUCACCCCCAUUGGUGCUACCAUACUGUUGAUCGCCUCCUGCUGAUCACGCCACGGGGGAGUAGCCGUAGAAAAUCUUCAGCACAGGAUGAGCAACGGCGCCGCGGCCGCGAGCUCGCCUACGGGCACCGCAGCCGCCGGCAACAGCGAGGACUGGGCCGAGUUUUGCGAUAGGCAGGCAAGGUACGCCGCUCAAGAGUUCGCCCGGGCGUUCUGCACGUACGUCAACGUCGAGCUCACCGAGAUCGCCAGGACCAAUCUCUCGUACAAAGACUUUUUGAGGAAGUUCUUUGAGAGAUUCUGCGAUCACUUCGAAGUGGAGUACAGCAAGCGUUCGGUCAGAUCGCCAUCGAGCCAAAAUCUGAGGCUAACAGCAUCCAACAACCGCAUAAGCAAUGCAAUCAGCCAAAACAACAGGAUAUCCGUGAGAGCCUCUUCUAAUGAGGAGUUUGGCAAUCAUUUGCAGCAAAAUGGUGAAAAAACAUCGCCGAAACCCACGCACAAACCUUUCUUCCGGCGCUUGUCUUUCAAGGGUCUGAAAAAAAGUAAGGCGUUCUUUCUUAAGCAGCAAAGCGACGAUACCGAGCGAGCUCACGUAGAAAAUCGCAAGGUCGACAAGCAUUCAAAAACCAAACUUUCGAAAAUCGUCGUCGAAUGUAGAAAAGAAGGAUACGUGAAUGCGAUGGUUGUCGAAAACGCCGAUAAUGCCGAGAACACAAACAUCUCAUUAAAUAACACCGACAACACAGAUGGAUCCCAACAGUUUGAAAAGUGCAGGCUGUCCCUGGUCCGAGCCAGUGCGGGCUACAUGCUCGAGUUCUUUUACUCCUCGAAAUCUAAGCCACGCUACGGCAUAUUUUGCUCGGGUAUAUCGGAGACGCGAGAGACGACGGCUCUCGAGAUGCCCGACAAAGAGAACACCUUUGUUCUAAAAACCGGGGAAAAGGAAUUCAUCAUAGAGGCAAAGGAUCCCGUCGAUAUGAAGUCGUGGCUGGCGACGAUCAAAUAUUGCAUACGAGAUCCCCAGGGAUUGCAGUGCGAGAGCAGUGGAAGCGAUCUAAUUGACGAUGGGAGUUUGAUGCACGGACUCGUCUCGAUGCACGUCGAUGAAGACAGGACUAGGGCUAAUUCUGCGAGCAAAAGUAUCCGUUCCAACACAGAUCAUUUGGAUGAGCACGGCAGUAAUCCACCAGAAUUGCCACCGAGAUUGAAGGCAAGAAGUAGCAGUAACUUGGAGCUGUGCUCAUCGCAACAAGAAAUCGAACAGAUUGCAGGCAACGAGGUAGAAUCUUUUGUAGAUCUUUCAAGUAGUCUCCGAGAGUAUCCGUGGUUUCAUGGAACACUUCCAAGAACCGAUGCUACGAUGUUGGUCUUACACAACGGCACUGACGGCCACGGCACGUUUUUAGUACGACAGAGCGAAACGCGAAAAGGAGAAUACGUUUUGACAUUCAACUUCCAAGGGAAAGCCAAGCAUCUGAGGAUGACGUUGAACGACCAGGGUUGCCGAGUUCAGCAUCUCAGUUUCAGCACGAUUCACGACAUGUUAGAGCAUUUCCGCCAGCAUCCAAUACCUUUGGAGACGGGUGGAACGGCCGAUGUCAAGCUCACUGAGUACGUGGUGGCGAACCUCGUGGUGCACGGUCAACCAGUCCUUCCUACCACUACCCUCAAUUCUUCGUCACAAUCAUCGGACGCGACGAUGCAACAAGAGCGCAGAGUGGUACCAUUGCCGGAGCCUAGAGAAGUACAAACUUUUGCUGGUUCAAUAAGACUUCGGACCGAAUCGCUCGAGAGAAUUGAACAACAGCAACUACAAGUACAACAGCAACAGUUGCAACAUCAAAGUAAUAUCACAGGUGAGCAACAGGCUACGGCAAAUCGGGCUGUUCAGAAUGCAUAUAGCUUUCUUUGACGCUGGAUGAGCAAAACCUUACCAAAUCGUUAUCACCCGGUUGGACCCUACGAUUAAAAACUGCUCCAACGAGUCACGUUGCAAGUGUGUAUAAAUGAUAUGCAUAUGAGGUCGCGAUCUGCAGUUGUUUUAUUGGAUUUUGUAAAAAUUUAGUUACGUAGUUUUUACUUAUAUGACUCCAUUACCCUUGACAUUAGAAAUUUUAUUUUUGAAAUGUUUAAUUUUUUUAUUGUUGCCAUUUCUUUCACAAUUCGGGUUUGACUUGAAAAAAUGUUUUAAAAUCAAUCAAAUGUAAUAAAGAUACAGGACGUUCAAAUUUCGUUAAAUUAAGGAGUGACAUCUCGUGCGUCAAUGAGAUUUAAAAUUUGAUUAUUUUUUCUUUAUAUGAAAAAAGAAAAAUUUGUGCCCAAUUUAUUUCCGAGUGGCCCCUAGUCGAUUAAAAUGAGGUUAAACUCAAAUUAUAAGUAUUUUGAGACAUUUUUCAAUUAAUUUUUAUUUUUAAAACUAUGUCACUCACUCAAGGCUAAUCAGGGAAAUUCAUAAAGUAUAGUAUUAAAGUAUUUCUCGAAACACCUGAAUAGUACAGAUAUAUCGCGUUGGUUUUAAAGUAACAUUUUAAUAUUAACCAUUUCAAAAAUUAUAACCCUGUAUAUGUAUAAUGUACGUUAAUUUGUUUGCAACUCAGUUCCUUUAGAGAAAAAAAAAUAUUCUGCCAUAAAAAAAAAUCUGUAUAUUUUACGUGUAAAAAUUUCGGACAGAAAAGUUUUAAGAAUAUUUUGAGACAAAGUUGCUUCGGCGGUGAUUGAGAUUAAUCAAUAGAUUUUUUAUUACUAAUCAAAUUCCUGCGUGAUUUUAGAAUAUAAAAGGUUGUUUGCUUUUGUAAUAUACUUUUUAAUGGACUUUAAGUAGCUUAUUAUUGCAAUUUUUUGAAAUUUUUAGCUUCCUUAAAUGCUGUCAGAUUCAGAUGUAUGUUUAUCAAUGUCCUUAAUUAUAUCUUAUUUAUUUGAUACAUGUAUAAACUACAUCACGCAGAAGCUUUAUUACAUUAAUACAACGAAAUGCCAUAAGUUAUCAAUGCAACAACAGGAUUUAAUAAUGAUUGUCUUUUAAGUCAUUUAAAUUAUUUCCUAGUACUUUAGGGCUAUUAUUAUUUUACGUUUUUCAUAGUUUUGUCUUGUAUUGGAAUUUAUGCUGUGCUACUUGCAUUCCCAAUUUUUAUAAGUAUAUUUAUAUACAUACAUGCAUAGAAUAUAAAGUGCAACCUUAAAUGAAAUAUGUACCAUAGAAAAAAAAGGCACCUGUGCCUUGAAAAACCAAUUGUAAACAAACUUUAUGCUCAUUUUAGUGACAAUAUUUAUAACAUUAAAAUAAGAACUUCGCUUGCAAUGUUAUUGCAUUAAGUUGCUAUUUUUUGAUGAUAAAGACUAGUUUUAUGACUUUAUACGAUGAUAUUACUUUUGUUAUAUAUAUAUUUAAUUUAAUUGAGAAUAAGAUAUGAAAAACUGAGUUUUUGAAUGGUAUGUAAUAUAUAAUGGAUUAGAAUGUGUGCAAAAUAUGUAAUGGUGUGUAAUAUAUAUAAAUAUAAUGUAAUAUACAUUCGUAAUACAUGAUGGCGUUUUGUAAUUACGUUCAUCUUUCCAUACAUUUUCGUAUUUUGACAGUUUUACCAUCGCAGUUUCAAAAAUUGAGACCUGUAGUCCACACAACAAAUUAAAUAUGAUGCAGAUAUAAAGUAUUCAAAUAUGGGAUUGUUACUUUUUCUUGAGAUAGAAAAAAAAAUAAUAAGAAGUUAGGAGAGAAAUUGCAACAACCAUUGGGUAAGUAUGGUAGACAA